Messenger RNA from Cygnus atratus (black swan), 4261 nucleotides. It is a transcript of the gene TDRD12, whose product is annotated as tudor domain containing 12. Lineage: Eukaryota; Metazoa; Chordata; Aves; Anseriformes; Anatidae. The coding region runs from base 1 to 3588 and encodes 1195 amino acids. The transcript has 28 exons. Gene Ontology annotation, biological process: germ-line stem cell division; transposable element silencing. The record is from RefSeq and is a predicted model, not a curated record. Gene Ontology annotation, molecular function: nucleic acid binding; ATP binding; metal ion binding.
AUGGAAGUCAUGAUACUACAGAUUGAAGAUCCAAGUUGCUUUUGGGUUACUAUGAAAGGAUGUGGGCCUUACAUAGUUGAUGAAAUAGAGUAUAAAAACCUGAAUGCAGAAAUGAAUCAGUUCUAUGACAAAUCUUGUGAAAAUGUGGAUGAAGUAAAGCCAGUAACAUUAGAAAAAGGCCAGAUUUGUGUGGUUUUCAGUGAAGAACUGAAAUGCUGGUGUAGAGCAGUUAUUAAGUCAAUCAUGUACUGUGCAGGUCAUUAUCAAACAGAAUGCUUUCUUGUGGAUUAUGCCAAAUACACUUUUGUUAAAACAAAGGAUGUUCGAGUUGCAGUGAAAGCAUUUAUGCAAAUCCCAUAUAGAGCAAAAAAAUGUAGAUUGUAUUGCACAAAGCCAGUGACGUUGCGUAUCAACUUUCGUGAAGAUACAGCAAAAAUAGUGCCAGCCCAAAGAUGGGAUAAUGCUGCUACUCAGUAUUUUCAAAGCCUUCUGAAAGCAACUACGCAAAUCAAAGCCAAGUUAUGUGCUGUAGAAGAUAAUACAUUUGAUGUUAUUCUUUAUGUGACAAUAAAAGAUGAAAAGGUAUGCAUUAAUGAUGAUCUCGUCUCAAAGAACUUUGCUCGCUUUGUGGAAACUGAAGAGAAUACUGGAAGUCCUGCAAAAGAUCAAGAGAACCAGACGUUGUUAAAUGUUGAGUCUUUUCCAGUAAAAAUCAUUAAUCCUACACUUGCUUUCAGGCCAGUGCUGUUCGAGGAGAAAGUACCAAUGAAUCUUGAAACAGGUCAUAGUGUUUCUAGUUCUUUUCCUGAAAAGACGUACCAAAGGUCAAGCAGGGAUCUAAAUGAAAGUACUGAAUCUAGUUCUCACAGUCUUACUGAAGAAGGGAACUUUGUCUUUCUUAGCAACAAGAUAGAGCCAUCUUCAAUUCUGGAAAAAGCACCACUUUAUGAUGAUCUGAAAAAGGAACUUACUCGGGAAAAAUUCUUAGGCCCUACCUUCACAGAAUCUUACUGUUGGCCGCCAGUUGCUCGAGGAUGUGAUGUAGUUGCCAUCUCACAUCAAGGAAAUGACCCUUUUUUAUAUAUUCCACCAGUUCUUACGUUCUUACAAUUGGGAAGCUGCUACAAAGCCUUGCCAAACAGAAAUGGACCACUAGCACUUAUUUUAUGUCCUGGCUGGAAGAAGGCACAACUUGUUUUUGAGUUGCUGAAAACUUACGGCAGAUGUUCCAGACAGCUUCAUCCAACGUUGAUAAUACUUGGGCAGAAUAAAGAAGAAGCUAAAAGAGUGAAAAUUCAAGGAUGUGAUGUAAUUGUGACUACACCGUACAGCUUCCUGAGACUGUAUGAACAUAACUGCUUAUUGUUUUGUAGACUUUGCCAUCUUGUUUUUGAUGAGAUCGAGGUACUGUUCUCUGAAGCUACUGAACAGGUUUUUACCAUAUUAGAUUGCUACAAGCAAACCAUUAUUACUGAAGAAUGGGAAUAUUUACCGCAUCAAAUUAUUGCUGUUGGAACUCAUUGGAAUAAACAUAUAGCACAUUUAAUAAAGGAGUUCAUGAACGAUCCUUAUGUUGUGAUAACAGCUAUGGAAGAAGCUUCUAUUUAUGGAAAUGUACAUCAGGUUGUGCAGCAUUGCGUGAGCAGUGAGAGAACUGCUAUGUUACUCAAAAUACUGGAUUUUACCCCUAAUCAUCUUCAGAAGGUGUUGGUUUUCACAGAUUCAGCAGAUGAAGUAGAAAUGGUACAUCAGGCACUGAAGAGCAACUCAAUAUUUGCCUUGAAAAUACAUAAAGAAAAGGAGUUUAACUUCACGUAUGUCUUAGAGUACUGGACAAAAAGCUAUGCUUCUGGUAAUCAUGUUGUAUUAGUUUUAACAGAUGACUGCAUGCAGUUUUUGGGAAUUACAGAUGCGUCUUGCGUGAUACAUUUCAGUUUUCCUUCUUCUCCAAGAAUCUUUGGUCAACGUCUAUACAACAUGUCUGACAACUUCCAUAAUGUGAUAGAGGAAUCAUCUGUAGAUCAGGAACAUAUAAAGGCAAGGUCAGUCAUACUGCUAACAGAAAACAACACAUGUCAUGCUCUUGGGAUCCUGCGCUAUUUGAAGCGUGCUGAAGCUGAAAUUCCUCUGGAACUGCAUGAUUUUACAGCCAGGGUGCUAGAAGCUGAAGAAGAAAAGAAGUUUGCAAGGCCACUGUGCCCCUAUCUUAAAGCAUUUGGAAUUUGCAAGAAUAGAACAGUGUGUCCAGACCGUCAUCAAAUUAAUUUACAAAUAGACAUGCUCCAGAAUAUGCCAAAUAAAAUUACACAAACAUCUGGACUUGUGACAAUACUGCCUCUCCACAUUGUAAAUGCAACAGACUACUUUGGUCGUAUAGUAGAUAAACAACAGGACCAAUAUACAACUCUUGCUGAAGAAAUCAAUGAAUAUUUUAAGGAGACUAGUAAUCAAGUUCCCAUUAAAAAGGUGGAGAAGCUAGCUCUGUAUGGAUUAUGUGAGGAAACAGUUUUUCACAGGGUUCAGGUGGUAGAGACUCCUCCAAAAGAAGAAGAAAACUUGUUCUUUAAUGUCAAAAUCAAAUACAUAGAUGAAGGCAGAACACGUCAAGUUCAGAGCUCUCAGCUUCUUCACUUACCUGCAAGAUUUCAGCAUCUGCCACCUCAGGCUGUGGAAUUUAUUGUUUGUAGAGUGAAACCCAUUGAUAAUGAAAUUGAAUGGAACCCAAUGGUAACCCAUUAUAUUCAUCACAAAAUUAAAGGAAAACCACAUGAAGCAAGAAUAGUACUUACCCUAGGAAAUACAGUUUGGAUUGACCCAAUGGUCCGGGUUACCAGGCUUUCGGAUUUGAAGAUGUAUGUCAAUGAAUACAGUGUGCGAUCUGAGAUUCUGUCUACGGGUCUGGGAACUGACAAUCCAGAACACAUAAUGCAACUCCAGAAUUUAUGUGUACAUGUGAAGGAACUAAAUCACAUGAACAACUUGGAGCCUUCAAGCAUAAAGGAGGACACAGCCCAUCCAGAGAAUGUGUCUGAUCCUCAGAACAUGUCCAUACAAGAAAAUUCUACUGAAAACUGUAAAUCUUCUAAAAUGGCUAUGGGGAAUCAUCUGUGUGAUGGUAUAGCUCAAAAUAAGGAAGCAGAAGACUCUACCCUGCAUCAGCAUAAAUGCUUUUAUCCAGAAAUAAAAUGGUUUCAAAAUGAAGUGACUGUUACAGUGAAGGUAAAAAUAGCAGGUAUUGCUGACUAUAAAUGUGACUUUUCUAAAGAAAAGGUAAUUUUCAGUGCUUGUUCAGGAGACAAACUUUAUUUGGCUGACAUGGAGCUACAUCAGUACAUACUUACAGAAAAGUCAUCGUGUGUGAUUAAGGAUAAAGAGGCUGCUAUUAUCCUCACAAAAGAGAAAAAAGGAGCAUGGUGCAAGUUACUAAAGAACAAGAAUCCUCAUGUGUCUUUUGAUUUUGAACACUGGGAAGAUUUUGAAGACAAGGGUCCUUUUCCAGUUGGUAGUAAAAAGCUGCAUUGCACUUCUGCAGUAACCGAAGAUCUGGUUGAGUCUUCAGACGACAGCAGUGUAGAAAGUGAUGAGUAAUGUGGAGAUAGAUCUUUAUUGUCUGUUAAGGAUAACGUUGCAAAACAUUGUCUAUUGCAUGACCAUUCCCCCUAAAAUCGUUGAAACUGAACGUAUAGGUUGCAGAACUGUGUUUAAUUUUUGGAAGAAAAUAGUAAGUAAAGUCCUUCUUGUGUUCUAAGCAUCUGAAAAAAAUACUUUCCAGAAGAACUUCAUGUAUAUUGUCUAGUGCUUUUGCUUCAAAAUUGUUGGCUUUAAUGAUGAUGUGUACAUGUGUACUUUUAAGUAAUUAAAGAGCUUUACUUACUUGAGUUUGCUGUGUUAGCAAUAGUUAGUAAUUUCUGCAAUUUCACAAACUCUGAUGGUCUGUCAAUUAUUUCUACAUUCCUUCACACGCAUACAGAAUCAGUUUUGUAGCAAUUGCCCGUUUCAGUUCUGCAUGAAUAAAUGAUGCCUGAACUCAGAUGGCAAUCUUUACCUGACUGGAAAUACAUGGACUUGGCAUGAAAUACUGUACUGUGCAGCUAACUAUUAGCAAACUGCUGCAUAGUAUUAGCGGAAUGAGCAUUGUGGUAGAAAAUUCAGUGUUUGUUUUCAGUUUGACGUUUUCAUGUGUUGUGAAUUCUCUUCUUUAUUCAAUUUCCUCUCACCUAGCUAAAACUCUUACGCUAAUAAAGGACAAAAUCUUGUCUGC